Prunus avium (sweet cherry) is the source of this 2023-nucleotide messenger RNA. Its product is annotated as Putative AT-hook DNA-binding family protein. Lineage: Eukaryota; Viridiplantae; Streptophyta; Magnoliopsida; Rosales; Rosaceae. Gene Ontology annotation, molecular function: DNA-binding transcription factor activity; minor groove of adenine-thymine-rich DNA binding. Gene Ontology annotation, biological process: vegetative to reproductive phase transition of meristem. The record is from RefSeq and is a predicted model, not a curated record. Gene Ontology annotation, cellular component: nucleus.
UCUCUCUCUCUCUCUCAUCUCAAUCUAACCCUAACCCAACUCUACUUGACCCCUUCCCUCUCUCUUUCUCUCUUUAGACCAAACUGACGAUCCAAAACCCAUUCCCCCAUAACCUGUUUUCUUUUCAUCUUCUUCUUCUUUCUUCUCUCUGCUUCUCUCCCAAACCGUCAACAAGAACACCAAGAAACCAUACCAAAAUUAACCCUUUCCUUUACCCACAAGACUGAAGAAGCAUGCCAAUUUCAGCUCCAAUUUUGUGGGUGUCACCACAAAUCUGCUGCUUUCUGCUCAAGCCUGGUUCACUGAACAAGAUGAAGAAGAAUUAAAGCAACCCACAGAAACAAAGAGAGAGACACGGACACCCAAGAAAGUACUGUACAAGUCUUCCUUAGUUGUUAAUCUUUAUUCCCUUUUGCUAGCUCCUCAUCUCACUUUCUCUCUCUCUCUCUCUCUCUCUCUUUCUCUCUCUUUGAAUUUGUGUACACAACCACCUUUUAGCUUGGCACUAGCUCUCCUUUCUUCUUUCUCAAUUUCUUGGGUUCUUUGUAUUCGAGGAAAAAGAAAGUAAAGAAGGUGAAAAAAGAGCAUAAAAAUUUGAUAUGGACACCCAUUCUCUCCCUCCUCCUUUCCAUACAAGAGAUUUCCACCUGCAGCAUCAUCCUCAGUUCCACCAGCAGCAGCAGAAUUCGGAAGACGAGCAAACCGGCAGCAGCGGCCUCAACAACAAGGGCCAGAAAAGAGAGCGAGAUAUGGACAAUGACAGCGGCGGCAAUGGCGGCGAUUUAGGCAAAGAACUCAAUGUCACCAUCUCCGGCGGUGAUGGAUCAGAAAUGACCAGAAGACCCCGCGGAAGACCAGCUGGAUCCAAGAACAAGCCCAAGCCCCCCAUCAUCAUCACCCGCGACAGCGCCAAUGCGCUCCGCACCCACGUCAUGGAGAUUGCCGACGGCUGCGACAUAGUGGAGAGUGUUGCCACCUUUGCCCGCAGGCGCCAGAGAGGUGUCUGCAUUAUGAGCGGGACGGGCACCGUCACGAAUGUGACAAUCAGACAGCCCGCCUCGCCUGGGUCCAUCGUGACUUUACAUGGCCGAUUCGAGAUCUUGUCACUUGCGGGGUCUUUUCUGCCUCCGCCAGCCCCGCCUGCCGCGACGGGGCUGACCAUAUAUCUAGCAGGCGGAGGAGGGCAAGUUGUAGGGGGAAGCGUUGUUGGGACGCUAAUUGCGUCCGGGCCUGUUGUGAUCAUGGCGGCUUCGUUUAGCAACGCGGCGUAUGAGCGGCUUCCUCUGGAGGAAGAUGAGGGUCAGCUGCCAAUGCAAGGCGGCGGCGGAGGUAGCCUUGGCUCUCCGAGCGGAGUUGGUCAUCAGCAACAGCAGCAUCAACAGCAACAACAACAGCAACAACUUCUGGCUGAAGCUGCAAAUACAAAUGCGCCUCUUUUUCAUGGUUUACCUCCCAAUCUCCUGAAUUCCAUGCAAUUGCCAGCUGAGGCGGCCUACUGGGCUACCGGCCGCCCACCAUACUAACCAUGGAACAGCCCGUAUCAGUAUCGGAUCAUAUCACGAGUUCAUUCACUUUGCCAUCAUCACCUACAUCUUACCAAGAUGUUUCCAUCACCGGCUAUGUAGCUAGGUAGUAGCUAGCUAUAUGGAUAGAAGAAGAAUUUGGUUUGUCGAUCAGCAUUUCAGAUUUUUAGUAUGUUUCCUUCUUUUCUUUCUCUUUUUUUUCGAGCUUGGUUUAAUUAGCAUUGUUCGAUGAUUAGAUCACGUACCAUAUGUUUUACUUGUUUGAUUGAAAGACUGUAUAUUUCAUGGAUUAUUCUUGGUGAGUUUCAUUUUGUGAAAUGUACUAGCUAGUGCCGAAGCUUUGUUUAAUAUAUGAAGAGAAACAGCAUCCAAGAAGAAGGAACCAUGAGCACAAUUUCUUAGUCUAGUGUUUGCUUUCUCUACAAUGGCGGCCUUGUUGUCCUCCUCACUCAUUAAUCUUCUUCUCUAUCCAUGAAUAAGAAUUUGCUGUUCGAACCAAA